AUAAUCAUGAGAUGGCAUCUCUGAAAUCUACACGUUUACGUUAUAACGUAAAGGCAUACGUGAGUUAAUUAAGCAGCUGUUUUUCUUAUACGUGUCACAGAAAAGUUGUUUUCAUUAUUAAAACGAGUGUUGCAGCAUUUUUCCUAACUGAUCAACAAAAACGAACAAAUAAAAUGGUAGAUGAGUGUACAAAGAAAACUCUUAGUUCCAUACCUUUAUUGCAAACCAGAGCAGGGCCUAGAGAGAAGGAUGUUUGGGUACAAAGAUUGAAAGAGGAAUACCAGUCGCUAAUCAAAUAUGUACAAAAUAAUAAAGAAUCUGGUACAGAUUGGUUUCGACUAGAAUCAAACAAAGAAGGCACCAAAUGGUUCGGAAAAUGCUGGUACAUGCACAAUCUACUGAAAUAUGAGUUUGAUGUGGAAUUCGAUAUACCAGUGACGUAUCCAGCAACUGCACCAGAAAUAGCAUUACCAGAGCUUGAUGGAAAAACAGCGAAAAUGUAUCGUGGUGGAAAAAUUUGUUUGACAGAUCAUUUUAAGCCUUUGUGGGCGAGAAAUGUACCGAAAUUUGGAAUCGCUCAUGCAAUGGCACUUGGUUUGGCACCAUGGCUUGCGGUGGAAAUACCCGAUCUAAUAGAGAAAGGCAUCAUAACGUAUAAGGAUAAAUAAUGAUAAAAAUCAGUUUUAUAUUCCAAAGCAGAAACCAAUUUUUUUUUAUAAAAUAAUGAAAAUUUUUAUUUCGUCAAAAAUGCAAUUGCUUAAAAAACAUUAACUUAAUUUUACAGUUUCGAUAAAUCAAAUAAGCUUCAGUGCUUUUGUUGUUACAUUAUUUUAAAUUGCAUGUAAAUAUUAUUAAUGAAAUAAAUAAAAUGAACAAAAAUCUCCCAAAUAA
Molecule: messenger RNA, 891 nt
Organism: Teleopsis dalmanni
Lineage: Eukaryota; Metazoa; Arthropoda; Insecta; Diptera; Diopsidae
Gene: Ufc1
Product: ubiquitin-fold modifier-conjugating enzyme 1
Exons: 4
Coding region: 174-668 (164 amino acids)
Biological process (GO): protein K69-linked ufmylation
Cellular component (GO): cytoplasm
Molecular function (GO): UFM1 conjugating enzyme activity
Source: RefSeq, a predicted model, not a curated record